CGCUCCGCUUUGUGUUUGUUUCUCGAAAGGGGAACCUCCACUCCAAUCCAGUCCGAUCCGAUCCGCCCACCUCAGCUCGACGGCGGUGUUCUCAGCGGCCUGCUGCCUUUAUAAUCACUCCAUUAGGCUUGGAUCAUUACCAUGCGGCAUCUGAUAAUAUUGGCCGUAAUUUUCGUGGCCCUGGUUUUGGCCAAGCCGGCGACGGAGGCUCCCCGUCUGCUGAUCGAUUCGGCGCCCUCGGUGGUCUCCUACCAGGGAUCAUCCCAGGCACAGACCCGCUUUGUCAUUGCGCCCAUGGGCCGGGCACUGGGCUACGUAGAACCCACCAACCUGAAUCGCACCUUCCACACGAAGGCCACGCAGGAGGACGGCUCCACGGGCUACGAGCAACUCAACCUGAGCCCGGUCUAUGUGCCAAACAGCUAGGCAAUAGAGCGGUGCACUUAGUUUUAGAUAGUUGAAUGUGUAAAUAAAGGCAGCGAGUAUAAAGUAUAACGUUCUAGAUUAUUAUUAUUUACUUUAUUUUUAUUCAGGAUCAACAAAUGAUUUAUUUGUAUUAAGAACAAACAAUCAGUUUGUUUUUGCA
This is a messenger RNA of Drosophila biarmipes, 586 nucleotides long. RefSeq lists its product as uncharacterized. The coding region runs from base 142 to 426 and encodes 94 amino acids. Lineage: Eukaryota; Metazoa; Arthropoda; Insecta; Diptera; Drosophilidae. The record is from RefSeq and is a predicted model, not a curated record. The transcript has 2 exons.